ACCUGGUGGGCGGGGUAUGGUGAGGCCUCUGCACGAGUGUUAGUCUGGUGUGUUCUGUGAGAGCACAGGCUGAAUCAUGGCACAUAGUGUUCAAAUUGGGGGUGAUACCAUCUUUGGUAAAAUUAUUCGCAAAGAAAUCUCGUGUGAGCUUCUGUACGAAGAUGAUAAGUGUAUCGCUUUCAAUGAUAUUCAACCACAAGCUCCGACUCAUUUUCUUGUGGUUCCAAAGAAGCCUAUUGCCCACUUGUCUAAAGCAGAAGAUUCGGAUGCAGAGCUUUUGGGACACCUGAUGAUCGUUGGUAAAAAUUGUGCUGCGAAGUUGGGCUUAACAAAUGGCUACAGACUCAUCCUUAAUGAAGGCGACGACGGUGGACAGUCUGUCUACCACAUUCACCUUCAUGUAAUUGGUGGACGUCAAAUGUCUUGGCCACCAGGUUAAUUGUUACUGGAAUGUUGCUUGACCGCUGGAACAGUUAAUGCAAUCUCUUAAAUAAAGAACAUGUUACAUGCUAUGGUAUGCCAAUCUCAAAAACA
This is a messenger RNA of Chiloscyllium plagiosum (whitespotted bambooshark), 534 nucleotides long. It is a transcript of the gene hint1, whose product is annotated as histidine triad nucleotide binding protein 1. Gene Ontology annotation, molecular function: catalytic activity. Lineage: Eukaryota; Metazoa; Chordata; Chondrichthyes; Orectolobiformes; Hemiscylliidae. The record is from RefSeq and is a predicted model, not a curated record.